AUGCAAUUCAAGAUUCACGAUACUGACUUGGGGAAGAAGCAGACAACUUACUGCUGCGUAUCCGACCAGUGCCAACACCACCUGAUCGCCUCCACCGACUCCAUCCUCCACUCCAACGUGGCAUUUCUCCAGCACCUCCAGUCUCGCAACCUCUGCGAUAUCAUACGCGGCGCCGUUGUCGAUACGCGUCAGAAUUUCGCCAAGCGUAUCCUUGAUCCUCCACAGCAUACCGACAUUGCCCGUGAACGAUGUGGUGAUAAGUUCGUACCCGAAGAGCAAGAUCUGAACUCUCUGCCGAUGAGAGAGGUUGUCGCGAAUCGUCAUGGGAUAUUGAGGCCUCUCGACGCCGAGGAAGCAGUCGACGAUGUCGUGGCAAAACUGAGGGUACUUUGUGGCCGUAUCGAGGAGGUGGUAUUGCGAGUAAUUGUGGCCUAUGGCCAGGUUCACGUCAACGCCAGAAAAGCGAGGGAUAGCCAUGCCGGCACAAGGGCCUCCUCAAGUAGGGACAGUCUGGCCUGUCUCCGCAAGGUCCUCUCCUUCUCAAGGUUCUCGGCCGUCACCUUGAGUAGGGCCAAAUUCUGCAGCAGUUCCAUGGCAGCCUGGAAGCUUAUUAAGAAACUUUUCUGA
Colletotrichum karsti is the source of this 627-nucleotide messenger RNA. RefSeq lists its product as uncharacterized. NCBI's taxonomy places the organism in Eukaryota, Fungi, Ascomycota, Sordariomycetes, Glomerellales, Glomerellaceae. The transcript is spliced from 6 exons. The record is from RefSeq and is a predicted model, not a curated record. Bases 1 to 627 code for a protein of 208 amino acids.